AUGACCUCGAACUCUGUAGCGGUGUUUGAGGGGAGGGUGCACGGUCGAGGCACGGUUACCCCGCGUUUCCACUAUAGCUGGGGUAUUUUGAAGACGACAGCUGCUGCUGCAGCAACCUUGUGGUUUGGGAUUAUGCUCGAGCCGCCAACUCGACCCUUCAACCCUCUCACUCAACCCUCAACCCUCGUGCUGACAACGACCGAGGAGGAGUGUGCUUUCACGAGUCCCAACCACACCACCUCUCUCCCACACGACACCAUCUUGCCUUCUCUCUCCCUCCCUCCUCCUCGCACUCUUCAUCAUUCGGUCAUCUUGCUGAGAGCCCUCCGGGCUCCCUAUCUCUUCUCAUGUCCGGGGGUAACAUCAAAGUCGUCGUCCGAGCUGGCUCGCGGAGCCAAGGGCCUCAUCCGCAUGGAAGGCCAUCGGACCAUCCUUGAGCCCCCAGAUCACCCUUCAUACUGGUCGGCUGGCUCGCGUGACGAUGACAACUAUGCGUCGCAGAAGACCCUGUACGACGACCUCGGCGUUGACCUCCUCGACCACAGUUUCGAGGGCUUCAACACGUGUAUCUUUGCUUUGCAGAUGGGCAGACCGGCAGAUGGGCCCGACAAGGGUAUCAUUCCGCUCACAACGUCGGAGCUCUUCAACCGCGUCGAGCAGCAGUCGAAGAAGCACGCCAACCUCUCGUACUCGGUCGAGGUGUCUUACAUGGAGAUUUAUAAUGAGAAGUGGGUCCUAAGCUACGGCCAACGGCUAACGCGUCUCAGAGUGCGAGAUCUGCUCAACCCGAAGAACAAGGGCAACCUCAAGGUUCGAGAACAUCCCUCUUUGGGCCCCUAUGUCGAAGACUUGAGCAAGCUGGUCGUGGAGAAUUAUAAUCAAAUGAUCACCUUAAUGGACGAGGGAAACAAGGCUCGAACAGUAGCAUCAACCAACAUGAACGAGACCUCUUCUCGUUCACAUGCCGUGUUCACCCUGAUUCUCACGCAGAAACGUUAUGACCCCGAUACCAAGAUGACGGGCGAGAAGGUGUCCAAGAUUUCGUUGGUCGACCUGGCGGGUAGCGAGAGGCAGGCGUCUACCGGCGCGACCGGGACACGACUGAAGGAGGGUGCGAACAUCAACAAGUCACUCACCACCCUGGGCAAGGUCAUUGCGGCUCUGGCACAGGCCAGCAACACGGCUGCGGCGGGUGGAAAGAAGAAGAAGGAGGAGUUUGUGCCCUACCGCGACUCGGUCCUCACAUGGCUACUCAAGGAGAGCCUGGGAGGAAACUCAAAGACGGCCAUGAUUGCGGCCAUCUCGCCGGCCGACUACGAUGAGACUCUCAGCACACUUCGAUAUGCCGAUGCUGCCAAGCGGAUCAAGACCCACGCUGUGGUCAACGAGGACCCCAACGCCAAGCUUAUCCGUGAGCUCAAGGAGGAGCUCGAGGUCCUGCGUAGCCGCGUCAGUGCUGGUGCAACCAACGGCGAGGCAACAUACGAUCCAGACAUCCCGCCUGAGAAGCAGAUUGUGACAUACAAGACAAAGCAAGGCGAUAUCCGAACUGUGACCAAGCUCGAGCUCCAAGACCAACUGGAAGCCUCAGAAAAGCUCAUGGACAGCCUCAACCUCACAUGGGAAGAGAAGCUGGCGGAGACGCAAAAGAUUCAUCUUGAGCGAGAGAAGGCGUUGGAGGAUUUGGGCAUCACCGUCGAGAAGGAUGUGAGGGGGACAGGUGUGCCGGGGAAGGGCACAACUUACGUCGCGCAGAUGGUAGGCGUGCAUGCUCCGCAGAAGUUCCCGUCACUAGUCAACCUCAACGAAGACCCUCUCAUGUCCGAGUGUCUCAUCUACCAGCUCAAACCCGGCACAACGAUCGCAGGAAGUGUCGACAGCGGCAAGGCGCAAGUCAAGUUGUCGGGCUCGCACAUCGCGGAAGAGCACUGUACCUUUGUCAACACCGAUGGUGAGGUCACCCUCGAGGUGGUCGGGGACGCAUUGACAUAUGUCAAUGGCAAGCGCGUACCCCCAAGUGCGCCUAUCAAGUUACACCACGGCUACCGAGUAAUCUUGGGCGACUUCCAUGUGUUCCGAUUCAACGACCCCGCCGGGGUCCGAGCUCACAGAGCAAGGAUGUCUGGCAUGUGGUCAAACGGCGUUACGGAGCCUGGGACGCCUGUUCGCUCGGACUCGCCUGCCCAGCCGGUGGAGCUCAUGGACUGGACAGCCGCGCGUCGUGAGGUGGCGGACAUUGAGUCGCUGGGCAAUGAGGACUUGGACAAGCUCUUUGACGACAUUGUCAAAGUCCGAACACUGCGAGGGCGACCAGAUAGCCGCUUGGACCUGACCGAGAUUGAAUCCCGGUUCAUGGGCUCCGUGGCCGGCGACUCGGUCGACGUGUUUGCGAACCUGAGGGACUGGGACCACAAUGGAACAGCAAGCAUUGCUGGCCACGAUCUGGACAACGCAGACAAGGUCACGCUCGUCGACGGUGAAACUGGCUCACGAAGCGAUGCCCGCUCGAGCAUGAGGUUGUCUGACGAGUCCUCACUUGAACAGCAAGCUUUGACAAAACAGCUCCGAACCCUGGCGCAGGAGGUCAAGCGCAUCCGCUCGCAGGCGGCCGUGGCGCGUGCUCGGGGUCUCUCCAUCCCCGAGGUGGCUGCCUGGUCACCGAGGGAGAUGGUUCUGGCUCGCAAGGCCGCGGAUCAGUGGAAGAAGCUCCACAACUUUGGCAUGGCGGAGGAGAUCCUGCGUUAUGCAGCCGACAUUCGCGAGGCCAACGUCAUUGCAAAACAGAUGAAGAAACGCAUCUCCUACAACUUUGUGAUCCUGGAUGGCCUUGUGGCGUCGCCCACCUCUGCGCUGGAUGACCUUGGAGGGAUUAUCGAGUUUGAUGAUGUUUCGGACACAUGUGCGGCCACGACUGGGCCCAGGGUGAUGGUCAAAGUCAUUGACCAUGAAUCGACAUGUGAGCUCGUUCCCGGUCGAGCUCUAACCCAGCCAGCCAUCUACUCUUGGAACCUCUGCCGCUUCCAGCAGCAGCUUGCUCGUAUGAGGCAGGUCCUGGCCAUCAAGGACAGGCCAAACUACUCGGUGCACCUGAGUCUUGGUGCGCCGUUUGGCGAUAGCCCCACCCCAAGCUUCUCAUACAUCGGAAGCGCGAGAGCCCCACUCCAGCUCCUGGCCCAGCAAGUAUCCUACUCUGUCACUGUCCCCAUCUUCUGCGCCUACACCAUGGAGGCCAUUGGCUCGUGCAGAGUCCACUUCAAGUGCUCUGCCCCCUCGUCGCGCUCCGGCGUGUCAACGCCCGAGUCGUCGGGCCCCAUCGUCCAGUCCUUCCCCUUCAGCCACAAGUUCUCCUUCACCGUCACGAUUGAUACAGUCAAGGGCCUCACAUCAGCCGACUUUACUGAAGUUCAUGCGCAGACUCGGCUCUCGUCCUUGGUCGGCCCGGCCAUCGCCUCGGAGGACACGUUUGCCUCGCUCCCCGUCAACCUCGAGCAGGCUUCGGUCUCGCACCUUGCCCUGCGCCGGACGCUGUCGGUUCUCGUGACCUCGGACAUGGUCGCCCACUUCACCUCGGGCUACGCCUCGGUCGAGUUCUUUGCCCGCGUUCGCGCUCCCUACCUCGAGCGCCUCGAGCGCUUUGACGUGAUCAAGGAGACACCACCGGCGCCGCCUCCCGCGGCAGGAGACCUAACGCCCAACGGCUCUGACCCCGAGCGCCCGCUCAUGCGCCGUGCCGAGACCGAGUUUGUCACCGCAGAGACCCACGAUAUCCUCGCUUCGGUUGAGAUUCUCGAGAUGAGCCAUGAUGGCGAGUAUACGGCUACCGACGUCGAGGACGACCUCGUCCAGCUGCAUCUUGGUGUCCAGCGACAGCUCGCUGUCACAUUUACCCACGCGUCGGGCCGAGCGCUCAGAUGGUCCAAGGUUGUGCACGCCUCGGCAGGCGACAUCCGAGUGGUCACCUCAGACGGCGAGCCCUGCCGGGUGAGCGCUGCCGACGUCAAUAUGCAGAUGGCGUCGCAGGCGACAUUCCUCUCGGACGGAACGUCACGCCUCACGGCACGCGGUACCUGGGAUUCCGCGGCCCACCACUGUAUCCAGCUCGAUCGCCGUACGCCCGCGGCGGACCACGUUGUCGUUCGCCUCACGUUCAUGAUCGAGGUGGAGGGUGUUGACGAGCCCAUUGUGCUCGAGAUUGAUCUCAAGACGCGCGUGAUCAGCCGCGACGCGAGACGGUCGUCGAUUCGCCUGAUCUGGCGACCCAGACCAGUGUCCAACGUCGUGUCCAUGUUUGCAGUGGACUUGACGCCGCCGUUGGCGCGUACUGCCCGCGAGCUGUGGCGCCUUGACACUGCCAAGAAACCGGUGCCCGGGGACAACCUCCUCACAGGCUGGCGCCCGCGUAGCAUUGCGCUUGUACGCGACUAUGUUGCGCUGACCCGGGUUCGCCGCUUGAUCGCCGACGUCCAGACUUCGAGAACUGUCCUCGAGCUUGCUGGCAUUGUCGACGCUACCAAGUCGAGCGAGGCGGUGCAACAAGAGCUCCUUGCCAAGUAUCUCAGCCUGUGGCAGCACGAGAUGGACACGAGGCUUGAGUUUGACGUUGAGCGCGAGACGGAUGCGGAGAAGGAAAUGUCAAACAGGCUGCGGCGUCUUGUGCCAGACCUGGAGCCGAGGCUAGUCCCCACGGUGCGCCACGUUACUCCAAAUGAGAGCAUCAUCAAGCGGGGUACUCUAUCACUUCUCAAAGACUCGAGGAAGAACCGUUGGGAGGAGGCACAGGCUGUGCUUCGGCCGCCAUAUCUCCACCUGCACCCCGACGUCACCAAGAGGGAAACGCAAGUGAUCAACAUUGCUGAUGCUUCCGUGGUGGCGAGCCCCGAUGUGGAGAUGCUUCUGGGUCGACGACACGCAUUCACGGUCUACACGCAGACCAACUCGUACAUUGUCCAGGCCGUGUCUGCGCGUGAGCUCGAGGAGUGGAUCACGGUCAUUGGCAAGCAACAGCGUCGAGGCUGAAGAGGAGGUUGAGAGGGGGAGGGUGGCAAGGGCAUAUUUUGGUGACUGCUUGCUGUGGUAUACGAGUUUUCUGUUCAAACUCUGAAAGGGACCAGUGUGCACAUCUAUUUCGCAUAUUAGAAUCACCUCAUUUUUCGAGUCAGUACGACUACUACUACUCGAUAGACGACACG
Messenger RNA from Vanrija pseudolonga, 5189 nucleotides. Its product is annotated as Kinesin-like protein. Gene Ontology annotation, molecular function: microtubule binding; microtubule motor activity; ATP binding. Bases 1 to 5016 code for a protein of 1671 amino acids. The record is from RefSeq and is a predicted model, not a curated record. The transcript has 17 exons. Gene Ontology annotation, biological process: microtubule-based movement. NCBI's taxonomy places the organism in Eukaryota, Fungi, Basidiomycota, Tremellomycetes, Trichosporonales, Trichosporonaceae.